GUUAGCACAUGCAAUCACCUCAUUAUUGUCUGCUGCCACGCAAUUUACAUCGGAGGAUCUCAUGAUGGAUUUUCUGAAGAUGAAUGGUGAGCAUUUAGAAUCAACUUCCCUGGAACGUACGAGUAACGGUAUCUGUCAACAUAGGCUACUCGAGCCGUUUCAACGGGGAGAAACCCCAACAUUUAUGAACCACGCCAAAACAGGACUGAGAGCCCUAUCCAUGGACCCGUAUGCAUUGCUCGUGUUUUCGGGAAAGUAUGCGAUUGACUCAAUAUCCCAGAAUUUGGCGAGAGACAACCACUUUUUCCAAGAUCAGUAUGAAAUACCAGCAUCGAGAAUCAUCGUGGAACCCCACGCCACGGAUUCCUAUCAGAAUGUCCUUUUCUCACUGCUUCAAUUUCGACUGUACACAGGCGUCUACCCUCGCAGAGUUACUGUUGUGACGCACGAUUUCAAGAGGGCUCGAUUCAUGGAAUGCCAUUUUCCUGCCCUGGGAUUAUUGCCUAUAACAUCAACAUCUACAGCAGAGAUAUUUACGACAGAACGAGAUAAUGCUCGCGUUACGGUGAUUGGCAUCAAUCCGCCCGAGGAAGUGACGCCAGUGGAAUCUCUUGUCCGGGGAGAAUUGAAGAGAGGGAUUGGGCUAUGGAGAUCUGAUCCAUAUGGCGUUGGGCCGGAAUUGUCUGUGAAGAGGAGGAAGCGCGGUUGGUGUCCUGGUAUGGAACAGGUGUCUUUUGAUGGACUGGAGGAUGUUGUGCAGGAGUUGAUCUGCUGGGAUAAACAGGAGUGGUUUCCUAAGAUGGAGGAAUUACCUUGGUUUGGUUUAGAGUCGUAA
Messenger RNA from Penicillium riverlandense, 835 nucleotides. RefSeq names its product DUF218 domain protein. Gene Ontology annotation, cellular component: cytoplasm. The record is from RefSeq and is a predicted model, not a curated record. NCBI's taxonomy places the organism in Eukaryota, Fungi, Ascomycota, Eurotiomycetes, Eurotiales, Aspergillaceae. The transcript has 3 exons. The coding region runs from base 62 to 835 and encodes 257 amino acids.